Physella acuta is the source of this 1253-nucleotide messenger RNA. RefSeq lists its product as uncharacterized. Lineage: Eukaryota; Metazoa; Mollusca; Gastropoda; Physidae. The record is from RefSeq and is a predicted model, not a curated record.
UCCCACAACAAAACGCUGAACGUUUUUGGUCUCUGUCACAAGAUCUGUUCUAUAUCUCACCAAAAGUUUAAGAUGAUGAACAUCUACCAAGUGUUGUGUGCUGUCUGUGUGAUCUUCUCUUGUCUGGGGCUUACGUCAGCAGACUUUAAUGCGGCCAAAGCUAAAGUCUCCCACGGGUGCCUGGCCACGAUCGACCAGUGCCUCAACCUGGCCGGAGUGUCCGUCCCCACCGCUGAUAGCGUCUGGUGUAUGUUGGCUGGGGAAUCUUAUCACGGCGUCAGUUGCUAUCAGUGCAUGGUACAAAUCGGACUCUGCACGGAUGAAGAAUUUACAUCGCUAAAAAACGAUGCUUGUGGUACAAAGGCUUCAGUUGAGAAAAAGACCAGCACUCACAAAGCAGCCGUGUAUACAACUUUAAAGUCGGCGACCAAACCAUGUCAGAGUAAAGUCGUUACUUGUGUUUUUGACUCGAGUCUCGCCACAGUUCUAAAACAGCAGGAAAUGUUCUGUGAACUACUGGCCCAGACUUCUGAAUGUCUAGACAACUCUUGUAAAGAUUUGAAAAGUCUGAACGAAACCGCUUGCAAGACAAAGCCAUCCGCGUCGUUUCCUAAAGCAAUCCUAGCAACAUCGAAAAAUUGUCGAGCCGGGUUUGAUGACUGCAUGAACAAAAUGGACAACGAACGAAGAAAUAUUCGCAGCGAAAAAUACUGCGACGCUAUAUCCAAUAUAGGGGACCCGAUCCAUAGCUGUUUGUUGGAGAAGGAUUGCACAGAGAAAGAAUUCACUAACAUGAAGAACGGAGCGUGCAAAUAGGCUCAUCUUUGGAUGCUGUUGUUUCUAUGUAAUAGUUAAUCCUCGCUUGAUUGAAUUUUUUAGAUUAAAAAAAUAUUUUUAAAUAUAAAACCUGCAUAGUGUUUAAAAUAAUUGAAUUAUUUGUAUAUGAAAGUAUUCUAUUAAACAUUGGGAAAUGCUAAAUAUAUAAAGUUAAUAUUAUAUACAAAGCUAUAAAGUUUAUACUUUUGAAUUAGAGGUCAAGUAAAAAUGUUUUGAAUUUAUAACAAAAUCGUUGUCAAGGAUUAAGUUUAAACGCAUUUCUAUUUGAUAAUUGGAGGGAAAAAUCAUAAACAGUCGGCCGAAAAUUUUUGUAGCAAAACAAUAAAAAAAAAUCUCAUUUGUGUUUAACUUCAGUUUAAAACUGCGGUGUUUCUGUAAUGUAAAUUUCUCCGAUGUGAGAUGUGUUCUGUCAAAUA